Leptosia nina is the source of this 456-nucleotide messenger RNA. NCBI's taxonomy places the organism in Eukaryota, Metazoa, Arthropoda, Insecta, Lepidoptera, Pieridae. The record is from the annotation of a GenBank genome assembly.
AUGCAUUCGCUCAAAGGACUUCUCGUGUGUUUUCUCAUUUACCACUAUGUUCAGGCUGAAACGUCGUCUUCGCCCAGCACGCCUUUCGACUGCACAAAAAGACACGCCAAGAAAGUGAACCACAUAGAAGAAUGCACUAAGGAGUCAAGAGUCAACAGGAAUUACAUUGAGAAGAUGAAAGCGGGGUAUUGGAGUAUGCCGAAAAUAACAACGUCUCUAAAAUACUGGGCGUUCUGCUACCUCAAGAGGAUGGAUAUGAUGACCGAAGCCGGUGUGCUGAGGCAGGAUGUGGUACUUCAACAGUCGCAUAGCAAAAAAGAGAAACGGCAAAUAGUAAAAUUAAUAGACAAGUGUAUGUACGACACGGCACACUUACCUUUGGAGACAGCAUGGCACUAUCUCUACUGUUUUCACAAAGCAAACUAUAAGCUAUGUAAACGUAUACAUGGUAUUUAG